Molecule: messenger RNA, 736 nt
Organism: Zalophus californianus (California sea lion)
Lineage: Eukaryota; Metazoa; Chordata; Mammalia; Carnivora; Otariidae
Gene: MDFIC2
Product: MyoD family inhibitor domain containing 2
Exons: 5
Coding region: 128-736 (202 amino acids)
Source: RefSeq, a predicted model, not a curated record
UCUCUGCUCACUUCUGUCAGGGUGGAGGAAUGCUGGACAUCCAGAGACAACAAGGAAGGCUGCCCAGAGCAUCGCCAGGCUGCUCCCCUGUCCCGUGCCUUGGGCCUCCUCCUUUGGGAACACGCAGAUGUCAGAAACUGAGCUGGAAAAGAUAAAAGUAAGAACAGCUGAGCUUUUCGAAAAUGAUAAAAAUAACAUUUCUUGGUUAAAGGAAGGAUUAUCCAGCUCAAUUCAAAAUCCUCUUGGAGAUCCUGAUACACAACUCACAAAUGAAAAGCAUGCAGACGAGAAACCCAUUAAUGCUAUCAUUAUAAAUUCAGUAUCUGAAUUCAAUAUCACAGAUGGACCAGCCAAGGAAACCCCCAGUGAGAAAAAACUGUCAGAAUCCAGCACAUCACUGUCCUCCCUUGAAGAAUGCCAAACGAAAUUUUCCUACCUCCAAACUGAUACUUCAGUUCAUCAGAGAGACACUGAUGAGGAGUGUGCCUCCCUUAUCCUCACCUGUCUGUUUUGCCAGUUUUGGGACUGUCUCCUGAUGCUCCCAGAUACUUGUGAAACGGUGUGUACCAACCUGUGCUGCCCCUCUCACAGGUAUCACCACACCUCGGAUGAAAGUCAUGCUCGGAAUGAUUGCAACUGCAACUGUGACAUGGACUGCAGCCUGUUUGAAUCUUGCCACGAGACCACCGAGUGUCUGGAGCUGGCCAUGGAGAUUUCGGAAAUCUGUUACCGCUAG